Capsicum annuum is the source of this 3687-nucleotide messenger RNA. Its product is annotated as putative late blight resistance protein homolog R1B-16. The record is from RefSeq and is a predicted model, not a curated record. NCBI's taxonomy places the organism in Eukaryota, Viridiplantae, Streptophyta, Magnoliopsida, Solanales, Solanaceae. Gene Ontology annotation, molecular function: ADP binding. Gene Ontology annotation, biological process: defense response to other organism.
GGUCAUAAUCGCAAAGCCAAACGUGAAUACAUUAGAUAUGGCUCAUGCAAUUGUGGUGUCUCUUAUGAGAACAAUCGAAUCGCUCUUGACAUCCAAUUCACCAAUGCAAUCUCUAACCUAUGAUCACAGAGAUGAAAUUUGCGCUCUUCAUGGAAAGAUUAGUUCCCUGGAAGUAGUUGCCAAGAACUUAGAGAAAAACAAUGUUCCGGGAGAAAUGGCGGAUUUGGAAGUACAGAUAAAAGAAGUUGCAAAUGUUGUUGAACAAACAAUUCAACUAAGAGUGACUGAAGUUGUAUUGGAAAAUGAUGUAAAGGCACAAGAGAGGCUUUCUGAUAGCCUGCAACAAGUAGCAGAGGACAUUGAUUGUAUCUGGACAGAGUCAACAAAGAUUCAAGAUAAGGGCAAACAUGCAUCAAAGGAACCAACGGUUCAAGAGUUUCCAAGCUCAUCAAGAAAUAUUCUGAAUGUUGAGAACAGUAUGGUUGGACGUGAUGAUCAAAGGAAACGGUUGGUAGAAGAUCUGACUAGAAGCUACUCUGGUGAACCCACAGUCAUCCCGAUUGUCGGGAUGGGAGGUAUAGGUAAAACAACCUUAGCGAACGAAGUUUACAACGAUGCAUGCAUUCGUUCUCAUUUUGAUGUUUGCAGCUGGGAUACUAUUUCGCAACAACACAAUGUAAAGGAAAUCUUGUUGAGCCUUCUGCGUUCUACAAAGGGUGACAAAGUUUUCACGGAAAGUGAGGUAGAGCUGGCAUACAUGCUACAAAAGAGUUUAAAGGGUAAGAGAUAUUUAAUUGUAUUGGAUGGCAUGUAGAAAAGUGAAGCAUGGGAUGCCGUGAGAAUAUGUUUUCCACGUGAAAACAAGGGGAGUGGAAUAUUGUUGACGACCCGUAACACUGAAGUAGCUCUCUAUGCUGGUACAAAGAAUUCUUUGCUGAUGAGGUUCAUGGAUCAAGAUGAGAGUUGGAACCUUUUUAAAAGUGUAGCAUUUUCAAGUGAAGAGUUACCAUCUGAUUUGGAGACUAUUGGGAAGCAAAUCGCAGAUGAAUGUCACUGGUUACCACUAACUAUUGUCGUGGUUGCUGGACUUGUCAAAUCUAAAAGGGCAAUAGAAGAUUGGGAAAGUGUUGCGAAAGAUGUCAAAUCAUUCGUCACAAAUGAUCCUGAUGAAUGAUGUUCACGUGUUAUUGGAUUGAGUUACGAUCACUUGACAAGCGAACUAAAGACUUGUCUUCUGCAUUUCGGAAUUUUUCCAGAAGACAGUGAUAGUCCAGUGAAGAAUUUGAUGAGAUCAUGGAUGGCUGAGGGGUUCCUAAAGUUGGAAAAUGAUUUGGAAGGAGAGUCUCAGAAGUGUUUGCAAGAGCUUGUCGAUAGAUGUCUAGUCCUCGUCAGCAAGAAAAGUCGAGAUGGAACAAAAAUUAGAUCUGAACAUGAUCUAAUAUAUGACCUCUGUGUGAGAGAAAUUCAAAGGGAGAACAUUUUUAUCAUGAACGACAUUGUGCUUGAUAACUCAGAUUCACGUCGAUAUCUCAGUAUGCAAAAAAUGCAGCCCUUUAAACGCGUGACUCAUGAUGAAAUUGAUUAUUGUCCCUAUGGUCUUUAUAGGGCUCUUCUUACCCCUGUACAUCGUCGGUUGAGAGAUCAUGACAACAACAAUCUUUUGAAACGAACCCGUUCUAUUUUCUCUUUUCAUCUUAAGGAUUCAUACUAUAUUUUCAAAUCAGAGCUUAUUCAUUUCAAAUUACUCUAAGUCUUGGAGCUGAGACACAAUGAGAUAGAUAAUUUCCCUGUACAGAUACUAAGCCUCAUCUGGUUGAGGUACCUAUCAUUUCGAAGCCGAAGUUGGCAGUUAAACAUACCUCCAGAAAUUUGUAGGUUAUGGAAUCUGCAGACAUUCAUUGUUCAUGGGCCUAUGCUAUCAGUUAUAACUUUUCCUGAGGAAAUUUGGGGACUAAUGCAAUUAAGGCAUCUCAAACUGCCCAGAAUUUAUUUGCCAGAUUGCCCAAGUGGAUCUGUUGACAAAGGAAGGCACAUGGAUUUUUCAAACUUACAAACUAUUUCUUACUUGUCUUCACGUUGUUGCACGAAGGAGGUUAUUAUGGGGAUUCAGAAUGUUAAAAAAUUACGAAUUAGACGAGAUGCAACUUCCUCUGGGCCUCUCAACAAUCUUGUCCAUCUGCAUCAACUUGAAACAUUGAAUUUUACAGAUUCUCUUAGUGGACUUUUGCCAGCAAGUGCAAAAGCUUUUCCAGCAACGCUCAAGAAGCUGAAGUUGAAAGAAACUGGUCUAAGUUGGUCGUACUUGGACAUCAUAGCUGAAUUGCCUGACCUUGAGGUGCUGAAGCUGAUGGAUAAUGCUUGUCUUGGCAAUGAAUGGUAUCCAAAUGUUAGGGGAUUUACUCGAUUGAAAGUUUUGCUAAUUAAACAUAAUGAUCUCAAGUACUGGAAAGCCACAGAUGACAAUUUUCCUGUCCUUGAGCGCCUCAUGAUUAGAAGUUGCUAUUAUUUGAAAGAGAUACCCAUUGAGUUUGCAGAAAUCCACACACUACAACUGAUUGAGUUAAGAAGAGCUCGGAAACAACCCUGUGGAUGUUCGUAUCUCCUAUCAAUCCGGACGUAAGUAUUUGAAGGUUUGAUCUCGACUAAGUAUCGUGGAUUCUUCAAGCAGCUUUUGGGGAAAAGAAGACAAGGAGAGGACGAACAACAAGAGCAUUCGAUCGGUUUCUAUUUAAUAUGGGGAGUUUGAUUCGACAAAUUUAUGUUGUAAUGUCUUCUAACUUGUUAAUUCUUGUUGUGGUGUACUUUCUCUCCUUAAUGGAGCAAUUUAUAUUGUUGAAAAUGGAUGAUGAUUUAGUCUAGACCACAGUUUAAUUAGUUUAAUAUUUGUUGUGUAUGUUUACAUCACAUAUAUCCCUGUAUGAUUCUCUCGAGAUGCGUAUCCGAUUCAGACUUUAGAAUCAGUGGAUUCAGAAUGUUUUUAACACUUUCAUAUGAUUUUCAUAUGUCUGUAUCUGUUCACACGAAGUUAAGAGUUGAAAGAAGUGAGUUCGGUUGAACAAGCUCUAAAUCUGCAUUUGACUAAUGUGACUCGUCGAACUUCUACUGACCCUUUAUGUUUCUUUCAAGGGAGGAGUGAUUUUGAUUCAGAAGGACAUCAGUAAAGAAGAUCAAGGGCCGAGCGAUUGAACUCUCGGGAUUUCAUUUCGGUUCAUCUAUAAGGCGUAGAAGGGCCACACCAUAAGGAUCUAUUACAUGUAGUCUUGCCCGGCAUUUCUGCAAGAGGUUUUUUUCCACGACUUGAACUAGUGAACUCCGGGUAUGAUACAAGAUCAAUGGGCUCCACUCCUUUGGGAUCGGUGCUUCAAGGAUCACAUCUACGGAUUCAAGACUUGGUCAUUCUAGGAGGUCAAAUACAUGAAUGGAGGAUAACUUGGAAAGAAGCUAUAUUUGGUUAUAUCCUCCAAGAAAGGAAUGGGAGACACCGCAUUUGGAUGAUAACUUGGGCUUCGAGAGAGUAUGGGUGUCCAUUCCAAUGUUUGGGCUUUGGGUCAUUUGGCCCCAAUAGCUUUUAGGGUCACUUUUGGGCCCAUUGUGUAAUAAAUAACCCAUGUCUAUAAAUAGCUAGUUUUCUUAUGUGAGAAACGUGGGUUGCUUGUCAUAUUUCGAUAGGAAGGUCUUCGGGUUUGA